Messenger RNA from Podarcis raffonei (Aeolian wall lizard), 3361 nucleotides. It is a transcript of the gene CXCR3, whose product is annotated as C-X-C motif chemokine receptor 3. The record is from RefSeq and is a predicted model, not a curated record. Bases 227 to 1324 code for a protein of 365 amino acids. NCBI's taxonomy places the organism in Eukaryota, Metazoa, Chordata, Lepidosauria, Squamata, Lacertidae. Gene Ontology annotation, cellular component: membrane. The transcript is spliced from 2 exons. Gene Ontology annotation, molecular function: C-X-C chemokine receptor activity. Gene Ontology annotation, biological process: chemotaxis; inflammatory response; regulation of leukocyte migration.
GCACUCUGCACGAUGUCAGGAGCCUUGGCAGGCCAGGGGGAGGCAAAUCUCCAGCCCCCUUUCAUGCUGUGCAAUCAUACCAUACUUUUACCUCAACAGACUUCCUGCCCUCCGCUCAGCAGAGAGAGGAUAUAAAAUAGUCUAGGCCAGAUCAAAGGCUCCAUCCUCUGAAGAACCUCCUCCCGUGUACUCCGUUGGGCUGUGUGAAGUCUAAACACUUCUAGCUAUGGCUUAUGUCUGGAAUCCAGGUGAGGAAGCUGACAUUGCCUCUUUCAUGGACAACAGCACAUACCUCAACUACUACGAUAGCAACAAUGACACCUUGCUCUGUGGCUCCGACACCACCCAGGCAUUCAGGCGCUAUUUCCUGCCUCCCUUCUACAUCCUGAUUUUCCUCCUGGGGCUCUGUGGGAAUGUGAUGGUGAUUGCUGUCUUGCUGCGUGCCAAGGAAUCCCUACCUGGGACGGAUGUGUUCAUCUUGCACCUGGCUGUUGCAGAUGUUCUCCUUGUGUUGACUCUUCCAUUCUGGGCUGUCCAGGCCGUGCACAGCUGGGUCUUUGGGGACGUCAUGUGCAAGAUGGUUGGCAGCGUUUUCAAGAUCAACUUCUACGCUAGCAUCUUCUUCCUGGUCUGCAUCAGCUUCGACAGGUACCUCUCCAUUGUUUACGUCAUUCGCAUGUACAACAGGGGCAGGUCCUCUCUCAUCCUCCUCAGCUCGUUGGUCGUUUGGGUUCUCUGCAUUCUCCUCACGCUUCCGGAUUUCAUCUACCUGACCUCUGAACCCGAUUCCCGCCAAAACACCACCUCGUGCACCCUCAAUUUCCCCCCGGGCUCGAGCUCAGCCAAGUUCUUCAUUCGCAUCUUCAGCCAACUUCUUGCCUUCUUCCUCCCACUGGUAGCGAUGACCUGUUGCUACAUCAGGAUCAUCCUCAGCCUCAUGAACUCCAAAGGCUCCAAGAAGAACAAGGCCUUCAGAGUCAUCCUCGCUGUGGUGGUUGUCUUCUUCCUCUGCUGGACUCCUUAUCACUUGGUGGAGUUUAUCGAGAACCUGAUUGAUUUCAACGCCCUGCAGAAGGAUUGCGAGUGGGAGGCCAAACUGGACAUGGCCGAGACAGUCACUACCAGCUUGGGAUUCUUCCACUGCUGCCUCAACCCACUGCUCUACGCUUUCGUGGGCGUCAAGUUUCAGAACAGGUUCCUCAGCCUUCUCGAAUCCUUUGGCUGCGUCAGCCAUGCGUUCCUGCAGAGACAUGCCAGGAGCUCCAGCCACAGGAGAGAUUCAACUUGGUCUGAGAGCACAGAGGCCUCCUACUCGGGGCUCUAGUAAGCCUAGAGUUUCCCUAUUCAUCCAGAGUUUCCCUGUUGUUGAGCCAGCCAGUCAACAGCUUUUAAGAGAGUCGAAAGUGGCAUCCUUCUCGAUGCACCCAUGCAUUUACAUUGCCCCACUCUCAACACAACCAACCUGGGUUUACAGAUUUCUGAAAUAACACCCACACACGCCCUUCACAACCUAUUUACCAGGGGUGACAGUCAGAUGAAUGUUCACACUGUGAGCAGCGGUUGUUUCUUUCGUACCGCUUUUUAAAAACAGCGAAAAAGUUAUCACUAGGCUAGCGCUGAAUGGAGCCUCCUGGGGUCUGGGCCUCAACGUAAUUCAAAAGUAGGCUUCCAAGAUUCUGAAGAACUACCCUUCAAAAUAUGGGUUUGGGGAUUUUGAUUCUUGAAACGUCCAUUUCCAUCCACAAGGAUUUUCUAGGGGUUUUUUUUUUGAAAGCUUUCUGGUGAACAUAGCUAUUUCACACUUCACUUACACAAGUCACACCCCUUUGGUGUUUACGUUCAGGUUUUGUUUUUUUCUUCACUUCCUCACCACAAAGUCUCAGACGAAGAGUUGUGACUUCAGAGUUUCUGAGACUCGCACCCAAGACAUUUUGAAUGUAAAUAUUUUUGGAACUUUGGAACUUCCGCCCAGUGAACAACAUGGAACCAGAGAGCUCUCUUGAGCUCACGCCCGGCUUCUGGGAUUCCCACAGAUGUCUAGUUGGCCACAGUGAGAGCGGGAUGUUGGUCUAGCUAGGUCAGGGGUAUGGAAUCCUUUUCCGCCAAGGGCCAUGUUCCCUUCUGGGGGCCACAUCCCAGUGGUGGGUGGGACCAGAGGCAAAAGCAGGUGAAGGAACAAGUGUGCAUUUUUUUACUUUUGUAUUGGGGAGGGGCAGAGAGGGAAUACAGCAAAGGUGAGGUUUCUGAUAUGCACACACAUUUCUCCAUCCAUGCAAGUAAAGGCAGGAUCACAGGCCAGGGGCACAUUCCUUCCAGAGAGGGGAGCCAAGUGGGUGGGGGCAGGGGGCCACCACCCCAAAUUUCCCCAUUACACACCUGCAUGCCCUGCUGUGUGUGACGCCAGGACGCCCCGUGACAUCCACACAUGCUGGGGGGCAUGCUGACAUCACGUGGCCUAGGGCCACUCAGUCACGGGGGCAAGGCAGCUCGCAUGCUUCCAUGCAAGACCCUCCAAGUCUCCCUGUUUUCCAGGGAUGGUCCCAAAUUCACAGCAGCCGUCCCAGCUUCUGAUUUGAUCCCAGAAUGUCCCACUUUUCCUUAGGACGUCCCUAUUUUCAUCAGAGAAAUGUUGGAAGACACUGAGUUUUGCGACCCCGCAGCCAAGGAGAUAAGUAACUAUACAACCUUUAGAAGACGUCUGAAGGCAGCCCUGUAUAGGGAAGUUUUUAAAUGUUUAAUGCUUUAUUAUGCUCUUUUAUAUGUUGGAAGCCGCCCAGAGUGGCUGGGGCAACCCAGUCAGAUGGGCAAGGUAUAACUAAUAAAAUUACUAUGGAAUAAGACGUCCCUGUUUUUAUCGGAGAAAUGUUGGGGGGGUGCUCUGAGAUAGGUGUUUCGCCUGAUCCAGCCUGGUUAUAUUUCCAUGGGAUGUCCAAGGGAGCCUGUUGAACCGGGUGCUGGAGCCAAAUACGCGAGGAAGAGUGAUGCCUUCACACCCUGGUCAUCAGCUUCCAGCUGUCCCCUGUCAGAAGCAUGAUGCUAGGCUAGAUGAGCGCUUGGUCUGACACAGCAGGAAUCUUCUAAGGUUUUUCGGUCGGUUCCAUGAGCACCUGAGCAUCUCAUCUGCCACAGCUGUGCUCACAAAGAAAAUAUGUCAUAGGUGAGUGCCUGUACCUGCAGCUCCCAGAAUUCUUUGGGGGGAAGCCACGACUCUUCAAAGUGGUAUCAUAGCACUUUAAAUGUGUGAAUGUGGUCCUAGCAGAUAACAAAUUAAAAGGGAGUCCAUCCAAAUGAAAGUCCAUGCGCCACCUUGUGGACAAUGUUGAAAACUACAGACACCCAAGUACCAGAAAAGGGUUGAUCA